AUGGAAAUAAAAGAAAAUCUAUAUAUUUUGAAAGAAUUUUAUCAGCCUGAUGGUUUGAUGACUGUUGGAAUAUUUCAUGGAAGAUUUGUAGGAAAAUAUUUGGGAACAUUUUUUAAAAGCUUAUCACUCGAUGAAUUCAAAAGAAGGAACAAGAAAGGAAAAAAGGUUCGAGUUGUUUGUAUGAAUUUCUCUUUUAUUGAACAUUUGAGGUCAUGGGAAUCUUUAAGCGACUCUCGUUUUUCGCAUAUUUGCGUUUUAUUGGAUUUGGGCAAUUUUAUCAUGGCAUAUCUUGCAUGUUCGUUCUUCUACAAAUUUCCUAGCAUACUCAGGCCACCAACUCAGUGUUUAUUUUUAAAGAUAAAAAUGUCUGAAGAGAAUUUCAAUAACGGUUUGAUGACGGGUUGA
Molecule: messenger RNA, 405 nt
Organism: Clunio marinus
Lineage: Eukaryota; Metazoa; Arthropoda; Insecta; Diptera; Chironomidae
Source: the annotation of a GenBank genome assembly